UGAAAAUUCCACGAUUCAUCUCUCCAACUGCAAAUAGACGAAUUAGCUCUCUCACUCUCGUAGUCGUAGUAGCAAUUAGCAAACCAAAAUCGAAUUCCCCCACCGCACUCAACUACUAAAUCAAAAUCAAUUCAAUUCUGUUCUGUUUUGUUCUAGCAGUUGAAUUUGAUGGAUGUUGAAGAUGAAUGGGAGCUUCUCCCCGACUCCGACGACGGCUACCUCGAGAUCAGUCACGACGCCGACAAGCAGAUUUACACCCGCAACCCUUCCGGCGCCGCGGUUCUCCACAUGAACUACUUCAUCUGCCCUCCGCCGCUUCAAUUUGUCGAAACUACUGCCAAUCAUCCCCUUCUCCACGAUCCUGAUCGCGAUCAGCCGAUUCAUAUCAGUAUCGAACCCGAUCAGGACCCGAUCUCGCAGGUUUUCUUCAAAAAAAUGAAGGAGCCUGAAUUUGUCGACAUGAAAGUGGAAUCGCCGAAGCCGAGCAGAUUCGAAGCGAAGGAAGAUCCUUGCAAAUUCGAUGCGGAAAUGGCGAUCCAGGAUGAGAAGGACGAAGGCGCCAACGCGUGGAAGCGGGGCUUGAGCGGGAUCGGGGCUAUCUGCUCGUUUGGAGUGGCGGCGGCAACUUUCUGCAUCAUCGUCUUCAGCAACAAACAUCCACACCGCAAUCACAAGCUCCAUUUCCGGAUUUACACAGACGACAAGAGAAGAAUGAAGGUGAAAGGGGCGAUUGCGGCGGUGAGUGGAGUUCCGAUAAGCAGAGCACGGAUCACUGUGGGUGGCUACUAUGAUGCAGCUAUUUGAUCAGGAAAGGGAAUCAAUCGAUGUUUGAUAAAUAAACGGUGCCCUGUUUGUUCAUCAUUAUCGUGUUAAAUUCGGUAUGUCAACUACUGUUUUUAAUUAUUUAUUAUUAUUGUGAUUGUACAAGAUAAUGGAGUAUUUAACAAUUUUAAUUUGCCGUAAUAUAAUGGAGUUAGAUACUAUUGCUAGGUAA
This is a messenger RNA of Salvia hispanica, 994 nucleotides long. RefSeq lists its product as uncharacterized. NCBI's taxonomy places the organism in Eukaryota, Viridiplantae, Streptophyta, Magnoliopsida, Lamiales, Lamiaceae. The record is from RefSeq and is a predicted model, not a curated record.